UGUGUGUGUGUGUGUGUGUGUGUGCGCGUGUUCGUGAGGGAGGCACUAUGCAGUCGGAGCUCCACACACACAGAGCAUGCCUGUGAGUGCGGGCUCGGGCAAACAUGAGCCUUCCCAGCCCAGAGAUCGUCCACAGCAGCAGCCUGAACUCCCGUCUGAGCCCCCCUCUGCCCUCCCCCUCUCCUCUCUCCCUCUCUCACUGCCUCUCUCUCUCCCUCUUCUCAUCUACUCUCGCCCUGCGCAGCCUCUUCCCCGCCACCUCUCCAGCACAAGCCGGGGGGACAUCUCCCACUCUCCGUACGCCGACGUUUGCCGAGCGCCGGCCGGCCCCAUGGAGGAACCCCAGGGCAACACACUGGUCGUCCGCAUAGGCAUCCCUGACCUGCAGCAAACGAAAUGCAUGAAGUUUAAUGUGGAGUCGCCCAUCUGGUUGUCUAAACAACGAAUCCUCUGCACACUCAACCAGAGCCUGAAGGAUGUGCUAAACUACGGCCUCUUCCAGCCUGCGUACAAUGGUAAAGCCGGAAAGUUCCUGGAUGAGCAGCGAACACUGAAAGAAUACCCAUUUCCUGCCAUCUCUCCUGUCCCAUACCUAGAGUUUCGCUAUAAGAGGCGAGUGUAUACACAGACACACCUGGAUGAAAAACAGCUGUCGAAGCUUCACACUAAGGCUAACUUGAAGAAGUUUAUGGAAUAUGUUCAGCAAAGGAACGUUGAGAAGGUAUCAAAAUUUCUGGAGAAAGGGCUUGACCCAAACUUCCACGACCCAGAGACCGGAGAAUGUCCAUUGACAAUGGCGUCGCAGCUGGAAGGUUGUGCAGAGCUCAUAAAGGUUCUGAAGAAUGGAGGAGCCCAUCUGGAUUUCAGGACCAGAGAAGGAAUAACUGCCCUUCACAAAGCAGUCCGCACCAAGAACCACACAGCACUUAUUACGCUGCUGGAUCUGGGCGCCUCUCCGGAUUACAAGGACAGCCGUGGCCUGACUCCUCUGUAUCACAGCUCUAUGGUGGGGGGCGACCCGUACUGCUGCGAGCUCCUGCUGCAUGAUCACGCUCAGGUGGGCUGUAUGGACGAGAACGGCUGGCAGGAGAUUCAUCAGGCUUGUCGUCAUGGACAUGUGCAGCAUCUGGAACACCUGCUGUUCUACGGAGCGGACAUGAGUGCUCAAAACGCUUCUGGAAACACUGCCCUGCACGUGUGUGCUCUCUAUAACCAGGAUAGCUGCGCGAGAGUGCUGCUGUUCAGAGGGGCGAAUAAGGAGAUUAAGAACUACAACAGCCAAACUGCCUUCCAGGUGGCUAUUAUAGCUGGAAACUUUGACCUGGCAGAAAUUAUAAAGACUCACAAAGCAUCAGAUGUUGUGCCUUUCAGGGAAACGCCUUCCUACACAAAUCGCCGGCAUGUGACCGGAGGCGACACGCUGACAUCAUCACGCUCGCUGCCUCGCUCCGCCUCUGACAACAAUCUGAACAAUGUGGCUGACACAGGCCCCGCCCACUCACCCGUGCCGUCUCUGAGGAGCCUGCCCCCUCUGGCGCAUCCCGGGAUCGACACGGCGGCCGAUGGUAGCCUGCAGAGCACAGGCAGCUCGCUCUCCUCGCACUCCCGCUCGCCCUCCCUCCAGCGCGUCAGCGAGGAGCCCGGCACGCACGCAGUACGCCGACACGCGCCCCUCACACACUCCCACAGCCGUGGACGUCUCAGCCCGGGGACGGUCCAGCGGGACCCCAGCCCUCCACCCGUGGGGCCCUCGCACACACACUCAGGAGCCCGGGGCCCCAAACGGAAACUCUACAGCGCUGUGCCGGGGCGCACCUUCAUCGUGGUCAAACCAUACACACCACAGGGAGAGGGAGAGAUCCAGUUGAACCGCGGAGAGAGGGUCAAAGUGUUAAGUAUAGGAGAAGGGGGUUUCUGGGAAGGGACGGUGAAAGGAAGAACUGGUUGGUUUCCUGCAGACUGUGUGGAGGAGGUACAGAUGAGACAGUUUGAUCCUCGACUUGAGACGAGAGAAGACCGAACCAAGAGGCUGUUCAGACAUUACACUGUGGGCUCCUACGACAACUUUACCUCAUAUAGUGAUUACAUCAUCGAGGAGAAGAACGCUGUGCUCCAGAAGAAAGAGAAUGAGGGAUUCGGCUUCGUCUUGCGGGGAGCAAAAGCGGAGACGCCCAUUGAAGAGUUUACACCCACACCUGCCUUUCCUGCACUGCAGUACCUGGAGUCUGUGGAUGUUGAGGGCGUGGCCUGGAGGGCGGGGCUAAGGACGGGUGAUUUUCUGAUUGAGGUGAAUGGUGUAAACGUGGUAAAAGUGGGACACAAGCAGGUGGUGUCACUCAUACGGCAGGGCGGGAAUAACCUCCUGAUGAAGGUGGUGUCAGUCACACGAAAGCCAGAGUCUGAGGAGACAGUAAGGAAGAAGGCGCCCCCACCUCCAAAAAGAGCGCCCAGCACCACCCUCACCCUGAGGUCCAAAAGCAUGACCGCUGAGCUCGAAGAACUAGCCUCUGCAAGGAGGAGAAGAGGAGAAAGGCUAGAUGAGAUUUUGGCCUCUCAGGAGACAGUACUGAGGCCAAAGGUGGAAGCAGACUACAGAGCAGCAACGGUGAAGCAACGUCCUACUAGUCGCAGAAUUACACCAGCAGAAAUCAGUUCUCUUUUUGAGCGGCAAGGACUUGCUCUCCAUGGUGCUCUACACCCAGCAUUGGAAAAAGCCCACAUGCAGCUGCCGAAAAGCAUGGCUAGAACAAAGUCUUUUGGAGCAACUGAAGAGGAUCGACUGUCUGCCCUGGCAGCAGAGCACAGGUUUCCACGGAGCUCCUCCAUGACGGACAGCCUGAGAGACAGCCAUAGUAUCCCUCCACCUCCUCAAAUGGCCCCCCCACCUCCCCCAUCACUUUACUAUCUAGAUACUGGACCCCCUCCUUCGUUCUGCCCACCCCCUCCCCCUGGUCGUAUUCAUGACCCCAGCCGUUCCAGUUUUAAACCAGGCUCUGAACCAAGACUGCACGCUUUGCCACAGACAAUGUCUGCUGAGAUGUUUGAGCCGCCUCGCCAUGCCUCCCACAUGGAUCGGCAGAAGAAAGCCCGCUCCAUGAUCAUCCUUCAGGACUCAACCCAUCUUCCCGUGGAGCCUACUGACAUCCCCAGGCCAGGUCCUGUUUCAACUCCGCCCGAAAGGAUCAAGCGGAAAGGUCGGGUCAUUGAUAACCCCUACGCCAAUGUGGGCCAGUUUAGCGUGGGCUUGUUCACGCCACCUCAGAGCAAGCCACAGAGAAGGAAGAGUCCGCUUGUAAAGCAACUCCAGGUGGAAGAUGCUCAGGAGAGAGCCUCACUAGCACUUGCAUCCAUCCAUGCGAGAGAGCACUCUCCCUCUGGGCGCCUAGCUGCCCACCAUACCAGCAGGGCUGAUUUCUAUCAGCAGCAGCAGCAGCUGUUGCAAGAAAGGAGUCAAGCUCAGGCUGAGGGACUGUUGCAAGGAAAGGGACCUUUCGCUGCUGCCAUUGCUGAUGCUGUGAAAGACCGGGAACGUCGACUGGAGGAGAGGCGGAAAUCCACAGUCUUCCUAUCAGUGGGCACUAUGGAGGGCAGUUCAGCACCACCCCCAGAGGCCCCCUCACUCACACCAUCCCGUUCUGUUGAUGAACGAAUGCUCACACGUGAACUUGGUCAGUUGCCUCCUCCCGCUCUGGCAUUGCGACCCUCUCCUGGGGGCACCACCUUCAUUCACCCACUGACUGGCAAGCCCCUCAACCCCAACUCUCCAUUGGCACUUGCGCUGGCCGCAAGGGAACGUGCAUUAACCUCCCAGAGUCAGUCCCCUUCAAGCAGCCCUGAGCCCAGAACUAAAUAUGAAGCUGCUGGAGGGGUGCUGUAUAUGGAGACCCAGACCAAAGAGGCUGAGCGGUCACAGGUUGAGAGGGAGUUUGCCUCACCUCCCUUUUCCCCUGCAACGAAAAGAAUUUAUGAGACCUCUGCCCCCACCAGCAAAAUUCAGUGGGGAAGUCCCAUAUCCACCAGGAAAGAGUUGGAAACAAGAACAGAAUCAAAGGAGGAAAGGAAAAUUGAAGACAAGAAGAGUAUGAUCAUCAGCAUCAUGGACACGUCUCAGCAAAAAACUGCUGGGCUUAUCAUGGUUCAUGCAACGAGUAAUGGGGAGGCUGUGGGGCCCAGCCCAGAACACAUUGUCCCCUCCCCACCUCCCAAGGGGGCAUUGUCAGAGAGCCCAAAACCCAUGUUAGCUGAAAUAAAACGCGCCAAGUCCCCUGGUCCUGAUGCUUCUUUGAGAUCCACCCCUCCUCCAGCCACAGCUCCAACUUCCCAGCAACCUCCCAGCCCAUCCUCAGAUAAAACCCUGGCACAGGGUAGUUCUGAGGAGGACGUGGAACCCUAUACGGUCACAUUGCCACCUGCUAUGCUUUCUUCCAGUGACGAGGAGACACGUGAGGAGCUCCGCAAAAUCGGUGUGGUUCCUCCACCAGAUGAAUUUGCCAAUGGCCUUCAUGGAAAGACACCUGCAACUGCAGUACCUCCUGCUCCGACGUUGGCGCAAACAACCCCUUCUGCCCUGCCCUCGGCUCCACCACCACCCCCCGUCCCUCCAGCAGUGGUCGCCACAGCAGCACAGGUCCCUGCUAGCAGUGGCCCGCAAGCAGCCUCAGGGAAGCCAUCUGAGUCCCACCUGGGCCCAGAGUCUGCUGCUGACUCCGGGGUGGAAGAGGUAGACACUCGUAGCUCCAGUGAUCACCACCUGGAAACCACGAGCACCAUCUCCACUGUCUCCAGUAUGUCCACACUGUCCUCGGAAAGUGGCGAGCCUACGGACACCUACACCACCCACGCAGAUGGCCAGACGUUCAUUCUUGAUAAGCCGCCAGUGCCUCCAAAGCCAAAGCUCAAGUCCCAGCUCAGCAAGGGCCCGGUGACGUUCAGGGACCCUCUGCUCAAGCAGUCAUCUGAUAGUGAACUGCUCUCACAGCAGCACGCGGCUGCGCUGGCUGCUGCUGCGGGAGCCUCAGGCCCGGCUAGACCCCGCUACCUCUUCCAGAGACGCUCCAAGUUGUGGGGGGACCCCGUGGAACCCCGUCCGCUUUCGGGGGCAGAGGAAGGCAAGCCCACUGUGAUCAGUGAGCUCAGCUCUCGGCUGCAGCAGCUGAACAAGGAUACGCGCUCACUCGGGGAAGAGCCGCUUGGAGCUUCACUUGACCCCGGAAGGAAAUCGCCCGUGGUUGGUGCAAGACUCUUCAGCAGUUUGGGGGAGCUCCAUACUAUCUCUCAGAGAGGCUAUGGCACCACCUACACCAUCAGACCAGGCAGCCGCUACCCAAUGACCCGGCGGACACCUAGUCCCGGUUCCCCGGACCGCUCGGAUCCUCUGGGACCCAUCAGGGGCUUCGGUCUGGCCACUUCUCCCAUCACACCCCCCACCAUCCUUAAGUCGUCUAGCCUCAGUCUCCCUCACGAACCUAAAGAAGUGCGUUUUGUCAUGAGGAGCUCUAGCGCAAGGAGUCGCUCUCCCUCGCCGGCCCCCUCCUCGGGCAUGCCCUCCCCCCUGCUCACCCUGAGGCCGUUCCACCAGAAGCCCCUCCACCUGUGGAACAAGUACGAUGUUGGCGACUGGCUGGCCAGCAUUAACCUGUCUGAACACCGGGAGCGAUUCCAAGAGCAUGAGAUCGAGGGCUCCCAUCUGCCUGCUCUGACCAAGGAGGACUUUGCUGAGCUGGGCGUGACGCGCGUCGGUCAUCGCAUGAACAUUGAGCGCGCCCUUAAACAGCUGCUGGAGAGUUGACCACGCGCUUCCCUCUACCUGUAGCUAGUCUCAAACACAGUUUUCUUUUAUUAUCUUAUUUAAUUUGCUUGUCUUGUCAUUUUUCUUGCAAUUCUUGAGCUUUAAAUCUGAAGUGUGUCAUUUUGAUGUUCAAAUAAUUAUCCUGUCCCACGCUUUCGUAAAAAGCAAUCCCUGGGGUGGUACUAAAUGGUAUUAAUAUGUACCAUUUAGGUACUGCUAGGUACAUUUUUGGUGCUAAUAUGUUAGGCAAAGAUGUCUAAUUUUGCUCCAGGUGGGACACUUUUUUUCAGUUUCAAUACACUUUCCUGGAAGUUUCAACUGAUUUUGUAGGCUGUGAUUAGCUGUUUAGCUGAUGUAUUUAACUGGAACUAGAGCUAAACAAUGCUGACGAGUGGCCAUCCUGGAGCAGGAUUGGACACCGCUGCUUAAAGGUACUAUUAUGAACAUUUUAGGUGUAGAAAUAAGUAGGGUUGCAAAGAGGCAGAAAUUUUGUAAAGUUUACAGAAAUGUUCCACCCUUUGCAGCCCUAUAAAUAAGGUACAACGGAAUGGAACUGCACCAGGAACAACUUUUUUGGACCUCUUUUUCCAGAAAUGCAAUAUAAUAUUCCUACCAAUCUGAUGCACCAACAUUUACAGUGUUUGUCCAACCAUUGGCAGUCAAUUUAAACAAUCAUUUUUGCUAUUGCCGCAGAAAUACACACUUCAGUUUUAAAUAAUCUCACUAUUUCCUAAAUCAAACAUUAGUGUAGUGGGUGUUGACUCAUGCUGUUUUUUUUUUUUUUUUGUAGCACUAUCCUAAGCCCCUCUCACGCUACUGCCAGCAGCCAAUCACAUGGGUGUUGUGUAUUUGGAAGGGGCUAUGAAUUUAGUGAUCGAAAUUGGCUUUGUUCACACUGCACAAAAAUCAGAUUGGCUGAUAUGUGGUUAAUCCAUAAUUAUGUAAUUGCGUCUUGCCAUGGUGCCAAACUCAUGAUGCAGGCAAAUACUUAAAGCCCCUCAUUGAUUCAACUCAUUUAAUAUUCACUGAAUAGUUUGCUAUAUGGUGAAAAAGUGAGAGAAAAUUAGUGCAUUUCCAAAGUAAAUCUCAUCCCGAAUUAGGAAAAACGACUUGAAUUCCAAUUUGACAGUUCACACUGCAUUUUAAUCUGAUUUCAAACCACUUACAGUAAUAUGGGUCAAAAAUAAUGUUUUUUUGCCAUCCAGACUAAAAAACUCAGAUUUUUGUUGUCUGUCUAAUCAAAGCCCAUUCAAAACAUCUCGUAAUUGAUUCUUCAGUUUUAUUAGCAUGAUAAACACCCACUAAUCCCUUAGUCCCAAAUCCAGUUUUUCUAUUUUACGAUUCACUUCUUACCGCUGUCUUUCAUUCGGAGAAAGGAGGGAUGCUGUUGAGAAAAGGAAGUUCAGUUGCCUUUCAGAGUAUUUUUUUAGGAGUGGAUGAGCAGAGUGGGCGUGGCCGGAUCCUCUCUGUCUACCACCUGCCCCCUUCUGGCUGAGGGACGUACUACACUCGGAGAAUGUUUAACCAACACUAGUGGCUUUUUCAUAAUCAGACUCUCUUUACCUUUGGGUUUCCAAAGGAAAUAUGACAUUAGAUAGAAUAUCUCAAUGUAUUUAAAUAGCUUUGAAAAUAGAGGGAGACAGCAAACAACAGGACGGACUGCAAAACUGCACCUGUCUCUCUCUCUCUCUCUAGAUGAUUUAUUCCACCAAUAAUUUACCCAUUUUUACCAAUUAUAUACAUAUAUAUUUGACAGAAAAAAGUAUAUAGAUAUAUGAAUAUAAAUUUUUUUGUCAUAAAUAUAAAACUUAUAUAUGAUAUUAUAUAUAUAAAGACAAAAAAACACUCUUGAAAAUGAUUUUUGAUGGUUAUCCUUUUAUGAUGGACUGUAGCAUGAAACGUUACAUCACCAUACGGAAUGAUAGUUGACUGAUUUGUUUGAUUUGCAUUGUACCACCCCCUUUUUUGAUUUUCCUUCUUAUAGUUUUACAGAACCUGGUCUUCCAUCUUUAAUUGGGCUGUAACGGUGUGUUCAUGUUCAUGUGUUCACACACACCGCUUUUGUCUGUUAUUCGUUUGUAGUUUUUUUGUAUGACACAAAAACGCGUUCCCAGUACAGUUACACACUUUCAUGCACACAACCACACCAGUUUCUUAUCCAAAUUCAUUCUAAAUCUUCUUAAUCUGGUGAUAAGAAAUUCUGAAUAAGAAACUCUGCAAUAAGUGUGCGUGCAAACAAGUGUGCAGUGUGCAUGACAGAACACUGUGGGACGGGAAACAUCUGGAACAUUGCCGCUCAUCUGGAUGGUAACGACUGGUGUUUGAAGACAGAAUCUAUAAUUGUAAAAGUUUCCUUAUAUGUUAACCUGCUGUAAGCACUGAAGCAUUUGGCUUAUUUGCUUUCGCCUUUUUUUAUCUCCUUAUUUAUUUAUUUGUUGUCUCUCCUCAUAGGUGGAUUUUGUAGCUUGUGAAAUAUGAUGCUUAGAAGAAUUUUCAUGAAUUCAUUUAGGAUCAACUUUAGAAUGACAACUAGUUAAAAGAGGAAGCUGAGGACAAAAGAUUUCAUGAAAAAAACAAUCAAUGAAAAAGAAGCCCAGAGAUCCUGCAGCUGUAUAUAUGGACAAAUGACUUAAAUAUUUGCUUUUUAUAUCAAUCACAAGCAAUGUAUAUACGAUAGUUUUCAUAUAAAUUUUUAAAAAUCAAAAAAUAUAUAGAUCUAUAUAUGAAUGUUUGGCAUAUAUGCAUAGUUAACCACCUGUCAAAAAAGGUGAAAAUUUUACUCUUUGUAUGGAGUUCGGGUGAUUUGCACAAAACAAGGUGCUAGCAUUUCAAGCCAUUCAUUCCCACCUGUCCCGUUCAACCCUCCAUUAGGGCUCAACAAAUGCAUAAUUAUACGUAACCUGGGACAUGCAAACACAGACACUCAUUUCUCUUCUGUGCACCAUCAGUCCUGUUUUUAAUACCUAACGUGUUUGUGUGUCUUAGACUGCGACAGCAGACACCAUUGGUCAUCUCUUCUCUUGCAUCUAAAAUAAAGGCCACACACGAACAGCCAAGGAUGACAAGACAUUCACAGUGCAUCAUCAGAUGAGCACACCAGUAACACUGUGUGGGGAAAAGUCGAAGCAGAUGCCAUAUUUAUCUUGAUAUGAACGAAAAGAGACGCUGCAGGGAUUGAAGUACAGCCUGUUCACAAUGCAGGUAAAAACAGAUGCCACUCCUCUUCUUUAUGCUGUGUUGGACACACUGUUAAAUAUGAGAGUGACAUUCUAAACCUGAUUUCACCGGGGAUACAAAAUCAAUUUGUGAUUUUAGACAUUACAACGGUAUAAUGGACAGAAUUAAACUGGAUAUCAACUCUGGGAUUUGAAGAACAUUUUAUUUUACAGUUUAUUUAUUACUGGUAAAUAUUAACUUUUUAUUUUUGGGGGGUAUAGAAAUUAAUAUUUUAGUCAGCAAAAAUGCAUAAAGUUAAGAGAUAAUAUUAUAAAAUAUUUCUAUUUCAAAUAAAUACUGUUCUUUUAAAAUGUUCUAUUCGUCAAAUAAUUCACUAUCACCGGAAAUAUUAUGUGGGAAAACUUUUCAACAUUGAUGACAAUAAGAAAUGUUUCUUGAGCGGCAAAUCAGUAUAUUAAGAUGAUUGUGUGACACUGAAGACUGGAGUAAUGAUGCUGAAAAUUCAGCUUUGCACCACAGGAAUAAAUUAUAUUUUAAAAUAUAUUCAAAUAGCAAAAUAUAUAUUUUUUUUAUUCUAAUAAAAUGAAUGUUUUUAAUGCAUGUUUUGAUCCCAAAAAUGCAGCUUUAGGGAGCAUAAAAAGACUGGCAUUUAGCAUUUAAAAUAUACAAAUUUCCAGCAUAAAAUAAGGGUUUUAAAAAUCAAAUGUGACUUGUGAACAAAAUUGAACAGACUGUACUUUUAUCACCUCAAAGCAUCAUUUCUGUUCUGUAAAUAUGGUGAUUGCUCUGAUUAAAUUGUAUUCUCCCAUCCUAGAUGAAGAAGACUAGUUAGUAUUUAGCUCAUUAACAGAGAUCCUGAACUCCGUUAAACCGUCAGUCUGUUUGACUGUACAAGGGCUUGAAUGAAGGUGUUGAGGGGCCGUUUGGAGUCGGGCCCCGAGAUAACUGUGAAUUACUUACUAUAUAAGUCCUCAGAUGCAGAUGAGCCCUGGAAAAAUAUACACAGAUUCCUUCACCCCACUUCGUUUUUUUUUUUACACAAAAUCUUACAGAAAGGUUUUGAUUUAGAGAUGACCUAUUUCAUUUCCCAUCCUGGUAAAAAAAAAUCAUGUCCCUUUAUUCAGCUCAUUCUGAAGAAUAAAAGCAAGUGUGUGUAUGUUUUCGUGAAUGUCUUCUCACUCUGGAGACUUGGAACUGCAUUUCUGAGCCAUAUGUACCACAGUUUUCAUCCUCUCAUCUUCUGAUGAACACUUGAGCAGUGAUUUUUGUUCAGUACACGUCACUUUCAUCUUUCAUAAUAUUGAUUUUCUCAUGUUCAUUACAUUAUAGUUGUUCUAGCAGGAGAUGAAACCACUGAAGAAAAAUGAACAAAUGUGCCAAAAAGUUUUUUUUUUUUUUUUAAGUUUGAAGGAACUAAACGCUGUUUAAACCAGCACUAUGGUGCCACCUCCUGGAAAUCUUGAGACAUUUCCUAUUUUCUUUUGCUCACUUUUGUUUCCCCAAAUAUAGGAGUUUGUACAUUUGAAUGUUUUCAACGAUUUCCAUACGUGGCCCGAUUCAUUGAGUUUCAUGGGGACAUUCACGUCUGUUCUGUUUGGCUUGAAUUCCAAUAAGUCAAUUAGUGACUGACUUGCACAUUCGGUGGACGCUCUCCCUGACCUUUGCCCUUUACUCUCUCCCAAUGUAGCGCAGACAUCAGGGGUUCUGCAUAUUUAACCAGAAUGAAAAUUGCAAUUGAUUUCUUUGUAAUUUUACUCUACCAAUGGCAGGACUAAACAUGAAAUAAAACACAUCAUUUACAUGACUACAGUAUGUUCUAUAGGGUUGUCCAUCGUGUUUUCUGACCAACAAAAGCACAAUAAAAAUGGCAAGAAAUGCAGUAUAUACUGCUUUAAUGA
This is a messenger RNA of Carassius auratus (goldfish), 10863 nucleotides long. It is a transcript of the gene shank3a, whose product is annotated as SH3 and multiple ankyrin repeat domains 3a. The record is from RefSeq and is a predicted model, not a curated record. Lineage: Eukaryota; Metazoa; Chordata; Actinopteri; Cypriniformes; Cyprinidae. Gene Ontology annotation, molecular function: ionotropic glutamate receptor binding; synaptic receptor adaptor activity. Bases 77 to 5788 code for a protein of 1903 amino acids. Gene Ontology annotation, cellular component: postsynaptic membrane; dendritic spine; postsynaptic density. The transcript has 22 exons.